AGUCCUCAGAAAGUCCACUACAAUGUCGUCCGUAUCCAUGAUUGUUCUGUGCGCUUCUGCGCUUUUCGUUCAGACCAUCUCUGCACAGUGCAUGCGUGGUGCUCCGGCAUGGGAAGCGCCGGCCCCCAUGGCCUGGAACCCCGGCUGUGGCGCGGUUAACUACGGCAACAUCAUCGCUUCUAACUCGGCAUCUACUAGCGGCGGUGGCUUCGGUGUAAUCUCCUCCUCCCUAUACGCACCAAAUGGUCUUUCCGUCUUGUCCGAAAAUGACAUUUCAGGCAUGCUUGAUGCUUCUGGUAACCUCCCAGUGCUCGCCGCCGUCGCUCUGGACGGCUCGCUACCGACCACCGGUUCAGCUGGAGCCACCUACAGUUGUGGAAAUGAACUGGUGGGCAUCGAUAGCGACAGCAUCGCCGCUGCUGGUAUCGACGCUGCGAGCUACAACGCCGGUUACGGCUCUGCUUUUGGACCAAAAGCCUUUGCCCCCCGUGUCUAUUCUGCGCCCUCUUUCAAAGCUGCUCCCUGUGGAUGUUACUGAAAAGGUAUAAUAAAUUAAGUGUUUACAAAAUAAAAAUAAAUAAACUUUUAGUUAUCGCGCUAUA
Messenger RNA from Hyposmocoma kahamanoa, 602 nucleotides. RefSeq names its product chorion class B protein PC10-like. Gene Ontology annotation, biological process: multicellular organism development; chorion-containing eggshell formation. Lineage: Eukaryota; Metazoa; Arthropoda; Insecta; Lepidoptera; Cosmopterigidae. The record is from RefSeq and is a predicted model, not a curated record. The coding region runs from base 23 to 538 and encodes 171 amino acids. Gene Ontology annotation, cellular component: egg chorion. Gene Ontology annotation, molecular function: structural constituent of egg chorion. The transcript has 2 exons.